Messenger RNA from Conger conger (European conger), 2839 nucleotides. RefSeq names its product ubiquitin specific peptidase 14 (tRNA-guanine transglycosylase) (gene usp14). Gene Ontology annotation, molecular function: protein binding; proteasome binding; cysteine-type deubiquitinase activity. Gene Ontology annotation, biological process: regulation of proteasomal protein catabolic process; protein deubiquitination; proteasome-mediated ubiquitin-dependent protein catabolic process. Lineage: Eukaryota; Metazoa; Chordata; Actinopteri; Anguilliformes; Congridae. The record is from RefSeq and is a predicted model, not a curated record. The coding region runs from base 178 to 1656 and encodes 492 amino acids. The transcript is spliced from 16 exons.
UUCCGCGAGCGUGUUCAGGUUGGACAAACGAAGCCAGAGCUAAUCGAUGUCUAACCAGCGUGUAGUUGCAGCGUCAUCGUGAGGAAUUGUUUGAAUGAAGUUCGGGCAGGAAACAUACCGACCAAAAUAGGCGCCCCACCAUCUGGAAUCAGUUAAUUAUAUCAUCAAGAACUGAAAAUGCCCGUGUUUACAGUGAAUGUGAAAUGGGGGAAGGAGAAAUUUGAUGCAGUGGAGCUGAACACUGAGGAACCACCCAUGGUUUUCAAGGCCCAGCUAUUCGCCCUGACAGGUGUACAGCCAGACAGACAGAAGGUCAUGGUCAAAGGAGGAACACUGAAGGAUGAUGAGUGGGGAAACAUCAAAUUGAAAAAUGGAAUGACCCUGCUCAUGAUGGGUUCGGCUGAGGCUCUGCCCCAGGAGCCUGCUGUGCGCCCCAUGUUUGUGGAGGACAUGACGGAAGAGCAGCUGGCCUCGGCGAUGGAGCUGCCCUGUGGCCUGACUAACCUGGGAAACACCUGCUACAUGAAUGCCACUGUGCAGUGCCUGCGCUCUGUUCCCGAGCUCAAAAACGCUCUCAGAAGGUACUCUGGUGCCCUGAGGUCUUCGGGAGCAAAUUCUUCUUCACAGUACAUCACAGCAGCCAUGCGCGACCUGUUUGAGUCCAUGGACAAGACCGCCGCCAGCAUACCACCGAUCAUCCUGCUGCAGUUCCUGCACAUGGCCUUCCCGCAGUUCGCCGAGAAGGGCGACCAGGGCCAGUACCUCCAGCAGGAUGCCAAUGAGUGCUGGCUGCAGAUGAUGAGAGUCCUACAGCAGAAACUGGAACCAGAGAUUCCUGAGGCUCCCAUGGAGACUGACUCUGAGAGUGGUGACACUGGUGCUGCAGCCAAGAAAAACUUCAUUGACCAGUAUUUUGGGGUGGAGUUUGAAACCACUAUGAAGUGUACAGAGUCUGAGGAGGAGGCUCCCACCCAUGGCAAGGAAAGCCAACUCCAGCUCAGCUGCUUCAUAAACCAGGAGGUGAAAUAUCUGGCAACCGGGUUACGUCUGCGUCUGCAGGAAGAGAUCACCAAACUCUCUCCAUCUUUGGACAGAAAUGCUUUGUAUAUUAAAUCUUCUAAAAUCAGCCGACUGCCCUCUUACCUGACUGUUCAGAUGGUGCGCUUUUUCUAUAAAGAAAAGGAGUCUGUCAAUGCCAAAGUCUUGAAGGACGUGAAGUUCCCCCUGAUGCUGGACGUCUACGAGCUGUGCACCUCUGAGCUACAGGAGAAGAUGGUGGGAGUGAGGUCAAAGUACAAAGAGAUUGAGGACAAGAAGCUGGAAAAGCAACAAAAUGUGGAAAAGAAGGUGGCUCCAACUAAAAAGGAAGUGAAGUAUGAACCAUUCUCAUUUCCUGACGAUCUGGGCUCCAACAACAGCGGUUACUAUGACCUGCAGGCCGUGCUGACGCAUCAGGGGCGGUCCAGCUCUUCCGGCCACUACGUAGGCUGGGUCAAGAGGAAAGAAGACGAGUGGGUGAAGUUUGACGAUGACAAGGUCAGCGUUGUGUCGCCAGAGGACAUUUUGCGGCUGUCAGGGGGCGGGGACUGGCACAUUGCGUACGUCCUGCUGUACGGACCCCGUCGGCUAGAAAUACAGGAAAGCGAGCAACAGUAACCAAGGGGCAACUUAAAGUGGCCAUUUCAGAGCACUGUCUGCAUAGAUGUGCAAUAAAUAUCGGUGUCUUUAAACUUCUGACCUUAAUUUUUUUGUUUUGUUUUGGUAACCAACAUGGAUGCGACCCUCGUUCAUCCGUAUGCAUCAUAACCCAAUGAGCGGCCUGUCGGACAAGGUUUCAUUUGAGCCCAAACUGGAACCGAUUUAAAAAAGGGCACGCCUAGUUGAAGACCAGGCUGACAAGUGUAGCUCCUCCAUUUCCUUACACAUGAAAUGAAUAUAUUUUUUAAAAACUUCUUCUGUACGAUUUCCAUGCUUAUUACGUGGUAGUGUAGUAUUAUUUUUGAAGUUGUACGUGGUCCUGUACACUCUUGGCCAAGCUGAGUUUUGCUGGAGAGAACAGGCCUUGUCACAUGCCCUCGUGAGCAUUCUGUAACUCCGAUUCACGAGUUAUCACGUUUAUCACUCCUGGUCCUGGAAACCCAUUAUCUGUGGUUUUUGGAUGAAUCGACUCAAACUGGUUUGACUCAAAUGAACUGCCAUGAAUGUGACAUAAGUAUUAUACCUUCUUGGCUUAAAAUCGUAACUGAACCUUUUCAAAACAACUUAUGUUUAAAUCUGCUCAUCAUAUAUUUUGGCCAGUUAUGUUAAUUUGAACAAUGUUUGCUGGAAUUGUGGGUUGCCAGGGUCAGGACUGAGAAACCUAGGGCUUUUGCUAGAGAGACUAGAAAACAAAUUGGCACUUUGGGUGUCAGAAGACAGGCUACAUCUUGCACUUGAUGCAGGAAGAGCUGUUCUCAUCAGCAGUCCAAGAAAGCAGCUUUGAGGAUCGAUCUUUCUGAAUGAUGACGGGGGAAAUAAAUUGCACAGUUCUAUUCCAAUUUCUGUGAUAAUUUCUGUAAAAGACUGUUUUUGCAAUACAAAAGCAACGCUCUCGUAACACUGCGUAUCUUGUCCUCGUAUAACAGGUUAUUUUCUUCUGCUAUAUACGCAUGACUCGUGAGCUUUGCUCACUGUUGCCAUGGCGAGUCUCCUGGCUCGCUUCAUGUCUUGGCAUUGCAGCCCAAAGUCUUCUCUAUGACCACCAUCAUAAGCCCAGAAAACAGAACAUUGUUUUAUUUUUUGUCGUAAGUUAUUGAUUGCUGGCUUUUCAUACAUGGGAAAAAUAAAUGGUUAUACUGAA